ACCGCCCGCCCGCCCGCCCGCCCGCCCGCCGCCAUGAGCCCGGCCGACGCCAAGCGCGGGGCCAAGCGCCGCAAGAACAAGCGCGGCGGCGCGGGCGGGGGCCCCGGAGGCGCGAGCAAGGCCGGCCCGGUGCUGCGCGUCCCCCCCGCCGCCGGCCUGGCCCCGGGCGCGUCUCCGGCCAACGGGCCCCUGGGCGCGGGCGCGGGCGGCCCCGGCGGCUACCUGGAGGGCCACGACUUCCUCCUUCACUCCCCCCUGGCCGGGCCGCAGCCGGAGGCCGGUGGGAGACUGGCCAUGGGUGCACAGACGCUGCCCUCCCCAGGCCUGGGCAGCGCGCCCUCGGACACGGCGGCCUGUGCCUGUGAGGCCUGCAGCGAGCGCAGGGAGAUCUCAGCAGAGACAGCUCGGGAGCCCCAGCAGCUGCAGAACUGCUGGUCGGAGGUGCGCUACAUGGUGCGCUGCAUCUACCGCCAGGCAGGCACUCCGCUGGCCGACGACCAGGACCCGUCGCUGGUGCCCGACAAGGAGGGUGUGAAAGAGCUUGUGGACAGGCUCUGUGAGCGGGACCCUUACCAGCUGUACCAGCGGCUGGAGCAGCAGGCCCGGGAGUACGUGCUGGAGAUGAAGGUUCGCCUGCUCCGGCAGCUGUCGGCCGCCGCCAAGGUGAAGGCCCCGGCCGGCCUGCAGGGCCCCCCGCAGGCCCACCAGUUCAUCUCCCUGCUGCUGGAGGAGUACAGAACCCUGUGCCAGGCGGCACGCACUGUUAGCACCUUCCUCGGCACUCUGGAGAACGAGCAUCUGAAGAAGUUCCAGGUGACCUGGGAGCUGCAUAACAAGCACCUGUUUGAAAACCUGGUCUUCUCAGAGCCGCUCCUGCAGAGCACCCUGCCGGCCCUGCUGUCCCAGAUCAGGCUGGGCAGCUCGACCCACGACACGUGUGGCGGGGACGCCUACAGCUCGCUGCUGCGGCGCUACCAGCGCUCGGAGGAGGAGCUGCGGCGGGUGGCGGAGGAGUGGCUGCAGUGCCAGCAGCGGAUCGACGCCUACGUGGGCGAGCAGAUGACGAUGAAGACCAAGCAGCGCGUGCUCCUGGGAGACUGGGGCCUCUUCAGACAGCGCUGGCUCACGGCGGAGCAGGUGUAUCACAGGAGCGCGGCGCCCAGCGAGAGCGGCUUCCCGGAGGCCGCGCGGCACACCCCGGCCCCGGCCCCACGGCUGAGCCCGCCCGACUGCCCCAACUGCAGCUACAGGCGGAGGUGCGCCUGCGACGGCUGCAGCCUUUCGCACAUCCUCACCUGCGGCAUCGUGGACCCGCCCGCGGCCGGCGACAUCCACGUCCAGCAGCUGCUGCUCCCGGCGGCCCCCGACUACCUGUCCGAGACGCGGCCCCCGAGCGCCAGCGCGUCCUCCGCCAGCUCGGGCUCAGGCUCCGCCUCCCCCGUGAACGGCCCGCAGCACCCCAGGCUGCUCCUCACCGACGGCUCCGCGCCGACCUUCUGCAGUGACGACGAAGACGAAGACGUUGCUCCCCUGUCGGCUAAGUUCGCGGACAUCUACCCGCUGAGUAGCUACGGGGACACCGAGGUGGUGGCCGCGAUGAACGGAGUCCACAGCGAGCUCAGCGGUGGCGGGGAGAAGCUGGCGCUGAAGGACGAGUCCCCCCAGGUCAGCAGCACCAGCAGCAGCUCUUCGGAAGGUGAAGACGAAGACGUGGACGGCGAGAGCAGUGGGGAGCCGCCGGGGUCCCUGAAGGAAGAGGGCCCCCCGGGGGCCGGGAGCCCCAGGAAGGAGGAGAGCCGGGCAGACAGCCCUCUGCCCGCCUGCCCGGCUCAGCAGGCUGAGCAAGCCCCAAACGCAUGUGAGUGCCAUGUUUGUAAGCAGGAAGCAUCUCCGACAGCAUUGGCCAUGACAGCGGGAGCCCUCCCUCCUGGCCGCCCGUUCCUGACCCCAGAGAAGCCCGCACACCCCGCUCUGCACCUGUACCCUCACAUCCACGGGCACCUGCCCCUGCACACGGUCCCUCACCUGCCUCGCCCACUCAUCCACCCCACCCUGUACGCGGCACCUCCCUUCACGCACAGUAAGGCUUUACCACCGGCUCCCGUUGAGAAUCCCACCGGCAGGCAUCAGGUGUUCAACGCGUCGCUCCAGGACCACAUUUACCCCAGCUGCUUUGGGAGCUCUCCGGAGUGGGGCGGCUCCAAGUCCCUACGUCUCUGGGGAUCUGAAGUGCUGAGCGACAAGGGCUGGAGCCCCGGCGCUUUCCUGCCCCUGCCGGACUCGCCUUCUGGGGCCUUCAUGUCCCCGUUCUCCUCUGAAGGCGGUGACAUACUGGGGCCAGCGCUCUCGGACCCGAGGCUGGACGCCCUGCCCCCGCCGCCCAGCAGUGAAACGCCAGCAGUAUCGGAAGGCAAGGAGAAAAAAAACACGGCGAAAAAGAAGUGUCUGUACAACUUCCAGGAUGCUUUCAUGGAAGCCAACAGGGUGGUGAUGGCCACGUCCUCGGCUACCUCGUCUGUGUCCUGCACGGCCACCACGGUGCAGUCCAGCAGCAGCCAGUUCAAGGUGGCCUCCAAGAGGCCGCCCGCCAGUGGGGACGUUUGCCACGGCGUCGGCAAAGAGGAGCACAGGCACCCGGCCGCCGCCCUCCGGAGCAGCCCCACGGGCCUGGCGCCGCUGCCCGCGCUCACCCCCGCUGCCCUCGCACCCGCCCCCACGCCGCACCUCGCCAGCCUCGCUGCCCCGCCCUUCCCCAAAACGGCCGGCACCGCGCCUGGCUUCCCGGAGCCGCGCAAGAGCUUCUGCUCUGUGCCGGGAGCCCCCGUACCCCCCUCGACGGACGGCACCGCCAGCGCCCCCCCCAGUGUCUGCAGUGACCCCGACUGUGAGGGGCACCGCUGUGAGAACGGCGUCUACGACCCCCAGCAGGACGACGGGGACGAGAGUGCUGACGAGGACAGCUGCUCCGAGCACAGCUCCAGCACCUCCACCUCCACCACCCAGAAGGAGGGCAAGUACUGCGACUGCUGCUACUGUGAAUUCUUCGGGCAUGGCGGGCCUCCCGCGGCGCCCACGAGCAGGAACUACGCGGAGAUGCGUGAGAAGCUGCGUCUGCGGCUGACCAGGCGCAAGGAGGAGCAGCCCAAGAAGCCAGAGCAGCUGUCUGAGCGGGAGAGCGUGGCGGACCCGCGGCGAGUGGAGGACCUGCUGCAGUUCAUCAACAGCUCGGAGCCCAAGCCCGCGAGCAGCUCCCGCGCCGCCAAGCGCGCCCGGCACAAGCAGAGGAAGCUGGAGGAGAAGGCCCGCCUGGAGGCGGAGGCCCGCGCCAGGGAGCUCCUGCCCCUCCGCGAGGAGCGGCGGCGGGAGGAGGAGGAGGGGCAGCGCCUGCAGGAGCUGCAGAAGCUGCGAGCGGCGAAGAAGAAGAAGAAGGAGAGGGCCGCCAAAGACUGCCCUGAGCUGGGCUUGCUGGCCCGGGACUUCCGGGCCGCCACAGAGCCCGUCCCUGCCUCUGAAAGCAUCCCCAACGGCGCGCCCGAGCCCCCCCCAGAACCGGAGACCCCGGCCCACACCCCGCCCCGCCCCUCGGACUCCGCCGAGCCCACCCCGGGCCCCGGCCCCGCGGACGCCAGGAAGGCACGGCCACCCGAGCCCCUGUCUUUCCUCCUCGACAUGGUGCAGCAGCACAGAGACGGCGGCGCGGGCAAGCAGAGGCCCAGGCCGGCCGGCAGAGCCGGGGGCGAGCCCACCCGCACCCCCGAGGGCCGGCCCCCGCCGCCCCCGCCGCCCCCCGAGGCCAAGGCGGUCCCAGACCUCGCUGCCCUGGCAGAGCAGAAGCAGGAGGAGAGGAGGGUCGGAGGCAACGGCAGGAAGCAGCUCGCCCCCACCCAUGUCGGGGAUGAGAGGGCAGACGUGCCGCCCCCCGAGCCCGGCCCCCCCCACGAGCCGGAGCGGCUGGACUCGCCGCAGCCCAAGCCCAGGAGCCGCAGGGGCAAGAAGAAGAAGGGAGACAGGGCCGGCAGCUCGCUCGAUGACGUCUUUCUGCCUAAAGACAUCGAUCUAGACAGCGUGGAUAUGGAUGAAACAGAGAGGGAAGUGGAGUAUUUCAAAAGGUUCUGCUUGGAUUCCGCCAGACAGACCCGUCAGAGGCUGUCUAUCAACUGGUCCAAUUUUAGCUUGAAAAAAGCCACAUUUGCAGCCCACUGAGAACUGCCGCAGCGGGCGGCGGGCUGGGCCGGAGUGCCCGCUCCUGGGCCUGCAUCGUCGUCAGCUCGUGCGUGUGGUCUGUGAGUGGACUUCUUUGAUCGUAGCUCUGUGCCGUCGGGCUGGAACGGCAGCCUCGGCGUCCUGGCACCACCCCGAGGCCCUGUGGUCGCCCCGUCUUGCCCCGUCCGUCGCCGGUUCUCUGCCCCGGGGCGCCGGGCCAGGCGGGCGCAUCCGCCCUCCUCCGAUCUCCUGUCUCCGAGUGUCCGCGUCGCGCUGUGUGUGUCUGACCCCCGACUUGUAGCCAGCUGUGUGAGACCCUGCAGAUGAGUCACGACUGCCCAGUACUCACCGUCACGUCUAUUAGAGUGGGCAACUGUAUUAACACGGAGGCCUGCCUGGCUACUUUUUUAACAUAUUGUUAAGUAAUAUUAAAAUCAUGUCUUUCUUUUUGAAAGAUGGAAUACAUUAAUAUGGCAGAA
Erinaceus europaeus (western European hedgehog) is the source of this 4682-nucleotide messenger RNA. RefSeq names its product family with sequence similarity 193 member A (gene FAM193A). The record is from RefSeq and is a predicted model, not a curated record. Bases 34 to 4203 code for a protein of 1389 amino acids. Lineage: Eukaryota; Metazoa; Chordata; Mammalia; Eulipotyphla; Erinaceidae. The transcript is spliced from 20 exons.